This is a messenger RNA of Moneuplotes crassus, 841 nucleotides long. NCBI's taxonomy places the organism in Eukaryota, Ciliophora, Spirotrichea, Euplotida, Euplotidae. The record is from the annotation of a GenBank genome assembly.
UCUGAAGCAAAUACAAUCAUGCUUUGUCCUACUGAUAUGUCGAUGAACUGAACCUUUAUUCCUAUUAUCACACCUCAGAUGUUUCCUAUUAUUCAGAAGCCUCAACAGAUUCCUCAUAUCAGUGCUUAUUGUCAAUGAGGUCAGCUAAAUCCUGGAAGGUCUUUAACAAAGACUCAGACUAGUGAAAAUGCUACGAAAAAGAAACAAGAGCCUUGCUUACCAAGAACUAAACGAAUUAGGAGUUAUAAUGAAACAAAUACUGAAUCUUCAAACUCAGAAAUGCAACUCAAGAAGGUCAGGCUUACUGAUUUGCCGAGGAAACAGAACAGAAAGAAUAAAGUUCUCCAAAGACUUUCUUCCCUCGGAUCAGGUUCUAAGAUCUUUCAAGAAAUAGAAAGCAUAUCUAACCCAGAAGAGGUUAUCAUUAAAGCUUCUGCUAAAUGCCAAACUGCCCGGACUGAAGGUCUGGGAAUGAGAUCAAAGUACAUCGGAGUCUGUCAUAAGAAAGGGAUGUAUAACGCCUAUAUUGUGGCAAAUGGCAAGAAGACCUACAUCUGAGGAACAAAGAAUGAAGAAAUAACUGCAAGGUAUUAUGAUUACUGAGCCAUUCUUCUUCAUGGAAGAGCAGCAACAACCAACUUCUCGUAUACAAAGAGACAGUUGAUGGAAAUGCUGGCUUCUGAAAGAAUUUGUUCAGAAUCUUAAGUAGCAUAUCUUAUGACUUGCUAAUGAAAAAUUUUCUUGGAGAUCUAAAAUAAACAAGACACGACUUUCAAAGAUAAAUUACAAAUACAUCACCCCAUUUUCCAUGACUAAUCUCCAACACUUCUUUCCUUAACAC